Paramecium pentaurelia is the source of this 2161-nucleotide messenger RNA. The record is from the annotation of a GenBank genome assembly. Lineage: Eukaryota; Ciliophora; Oligohymenophorea; Peniculida; Parameciidae.
UAUGAGUAAAUAUUUGGAUAAAUAUGUGGAGUAUGAGACAAUAGGAAGAGGUAGCUAUGGUAAAGUAAUGAUUAUAUUCAGGGUCUGCUCAUUUGGUACGUUCAAAAUCAGACUAGUAAGUAUAUGUGGCUAAGAAAAUUCAAUUAUUCAAUCUAAAAUCAAAAGAGCAAGAUGAUUCAAAACGAGAAGUUUAUUAGUUCAUUUAAUUAUUAGGUGAUGCUUUUGUAGAAACUGAAACAUCCACACAUUGUACAAUAUAUAGAGAGUUUUAAUGAGAAUGAUACACUAAUCAUAGUAAUGGAAUAUUGUGAAGGUAGUGUUUUACAUUAAUUCAUUAGAGGGAGACCUAUCAUUUCACAUCAAUAGAAUGAGUUAAAGAAAGGAGUAUUUUCCAGAACAAAUAAUAUUGAACUGGUUUCUUUAAUGCUCAUUAGCUUUGAAAUAUAUCCAUGAAUAGAAAAUCUUACAUCGAGACAUCAAAAGUUAGAAUAUUUUCUUAUCCUCCAAUGGAUUUGUUAAAAUUGGUGAUUUCGGUAUCUCUAGAGUUUUAGAACACACUCAAGAUUAAGCUAAUACUGUUGUAGGAACUCCCUAUUAUAUGAGGUAAAUCAUUUAUUUUUAUACUUAGUCCUGAAGUUUGUGAGAAUAAACCUUAUACUUAUAAAAGUGAUGUUUGGUCUCUUGGAUGUGUUCUCUAUGAAUUGUGUAAUUUAUCUCAUGCCUUCAAAUCUAAUAAUCUUUUAGGUUUAGUUAAUAGGAUUGUAAAAGAAUAAGCUUCUGCUAUUCCUUCACAUUACUCUAAAGAAUUAGCAGAUCUAAUUAAUAAACUCCUAAUCAAAAAUGCUGAUUAAAGACCACACACUUCUGAAAUUUUCAACUUCCCUCUUAUCAGAAAUACUAUGCAAUAAUUUGUUGCAAUGUAAGGUAAAGUUCAAUAUCAAGCCCCCAUAAAAAGAACAAAUACACAUAAUUAAAUUGGAAAAAUGAUCAAAUAAGAAGAAACUACUUAAUAAAACACUACAAAAACAUAUGACAACACUAUUGAUACUGUCUAAUCAAUAGAUUUUAGUUAAUUAACUCCCUAAUAAAGAUUGUAAAUGAAAAAAGAAGAAAAAAUACAAAGAGAAUAAAGGGAAUUAGCAUAAGCAAGCAAAUAAAGUUUUGCAUAACAACAAGCAAGUCAAUAAAGAAAAAUUCAAGAUUUAUAAGGUGGUUAAUCUCUAGAUUAUAAUUAAAAAAGGAAACAAUAGUAAUAAUAUCAUGAAGAACUACAAAGACAAUAAUAAUUUAAGUUAUAAGAGUCUUAAUAAAAUACCAAAAAGUCUCAAUAACCAAUCUAAUCAACCAAUAAAUCAAACAUGUACAAUUAUGAUGAAACCUUAGUUAGCUAAUAUGAAAAAACUUCAUUAAUGGUAUCAUGUAUAUAUAUAUAUACUUUAGUUGUAAAAUGAAUCAAAAAAAUACAAUGAAUCUAAUAUAUAAAAUGAAUCCAAAAAAUAUAAUGAAACCUUUAAAAAAGAAUUAGAGUAGUUUGAUAAAACAGUUGAUUCUGAAAUGUGUCAAUCUACUUAUGAUAAUACUGUUAAGCAAUAAGAAAAAACAGUCACUAAAUCUUAAUUAGAUAGAUUUACUACUAAUUAUCAAAAAUAAGAACUUUCAGUCACUUAGUAAUAUUAAGAUGAAGAAUUUGAAGAAUAUAAUAGUGACGAUGAUGAGGACAAUCAUAGACUCACUGUUAAAUAAGGAGAUAGUGAAAUUGAAGAAGUUCUCAAAUUAUAUCAAAUUUAAAUGGAUUAAACCAUUAAAAAAUCAUCUAGUAAUAAACUUGAAGGUAUUAAUUAUAUAAUAUAUUUAGAUAUUUAGGAAACUAGUUAAGAGAGUUGGAAUUCAUCUUAAGCUUCUCCAUAAAAAGUACCAAUUAAUAAUGAUGAUCGAAUACAGAUCUUAAGGAAAAAGGUAAUAGCUACUAUGGGUUCAGAUCUAUUUAAUAAAGCAUAUCAAUUUAUGAGUCAUCAUUUAUCUAAAGGAACUGGAAGUGUAGAUGUAUAAAUUUAAUACAUUUUAGAUUCGAAAAAAUCUAGAAGAAAUUGUAGGUAAAAGCAGAAUGGGAGAUUGCAUGUUAAUAGAUGAAAUAUUAUAUUAUGAGAAUUAUUCUAAAUGA